This is a messenger RNA of Symbiodinium natans, 1401 nucleotides long. NCBI's taxonomy places the organism in Eukaryota, Dinophyceae, Suessiales, Symbiodiniaceae. The record is from the annotation of a GenBank genome assembly.
AUGUCGAUCUUCAGCAGAUGUAGCUUGGCCACUUGGGCGCUGCUUUUGCUCUCCUGUGAUGCCCAGCAGCCUUCAAAAGACUGGUGUGCCACGGGCAUCGAGGUCCCUGACUUUAAGGAGGAUGGAGGCACUCCCAGUGUGGAGGUCUUUGUGGUCCAGUCGCCGCUCUUCUCAACAAACCCACACAUUGGCAAGAAGCUGGCCUGGCUCAACCUCUACCACACAGCGAUGGUGUUCCGGCAGGAGGUCACAGGCGCAGAGCCUCGAAAUUGGACUGUUGAGUUCGACUCGGUCACCAAUGUCCUGGGCGCCAUCCUCCCCAAGAUUCAGAACGAGACUCUCACCUGGAACAACGAUGCCCGAUACUGCGUCACUCCUGGGAUACUCUGGGGGGAGGCUCAUUGGAGCAAGAUGUUCGACCUGGCACUUGAGCUCACGAGCGCGCAGGCGCGGCAGAUCUUCACCGAGUUUGUCCCAUCCGUGAACCGCACCUCGCAUCACAGCCGCCCGCUCUACCAGCUGUGGAGGGUUGUGAGCCGGGAGUCGGAAGAGACCCUCGUCAAGGACAUUACAUGUGGAGAUGGUAUCAAUUGGAUCCUCCACUUCGCGUCCAGCCAGCUGGGAGUGCGGGUCAAAGCUGGCUUCGAGCUGAAGUUCACCUCCAUCGUCUUUCACGCAGACAGGCUGGAUCAAGUUGACGUUGGUGGUGAGCAGUGGCCGGACGUGGUCAAGUACUUUCGCGGCAUGAUCCACGUCACCGCCUCCCAGCAGACUGCGCUGGAGCGGUUGUUGGACAUGCUGCUACUGCUGCCGGUGCACUACGUCUACGACGGGAACGCCAAGGCCGGGCUCUGGGCGCAUGAGAAGGCGCUCCUUGAGUCGGGGCUCCUGACCGAGGUCUCCCACCGAGGAGCCAGCUCCAUCCUUCUGCAGCUAGUCUUGCAGGCUCCAUGCCUUGGAUGCCUCGAGCCGCCUUCGCUGCCACCGGAGGAGGAAGGCGGCCCUGCGGAGGAGGAAGGGGAGCCAGGGGAGGUGGAGGAUCUGGUGAGGAUCUACCGGCACAUGACCGACAGGGAGUGCUCCUUCUUGAGGGAAUGCGGCACGCUGCCCAACACCCAGCCUUACCAGACCAUUGUUGAAGGGGAUGAGGGCUUCGAGUAUUGCAAGAAGUACUUCUGCGGCAAGAAGAAGGUCUCUCCGCCAGUGUCAUCGAUUGUGGAGUUCAUGUGCCCCCGCGUGCUGGUGGACAGGCUUUUUGCCAUGCAGUGGAAGAUCGAAGAUGGGGCUCGAUCCCAUGGCCUGGGUGACAAAGGCGGCAAAGGGCUGCCCCUCUUCAACGAAGCCUUGGAAUCCGGGGCGAUCUCGUGGCGCAUCGUCUUUGUCAAGCGCCCUCGAAAGUGA